This is a messenger RNA of Pseudomassariella vexata, 1725 nucleotides long. RefSeq lists its product as uncharacterized. Gene Ontology annotation, cellular component: nucleus. The coding region runs from base 114 to 1469 and encodes 451 amino acids. The record is from RefSeq and is a predicted model, not a curated record. NCBI's taxonomy places the organism in Eukaryota, Fungi, Ascomycota, Sordariomycetes, Amphisphaeriales, Pseudomassariaceae. The transcript is spliced from 3 exons.
CAGCAACUCCACCAUCUUCCCCACGCGACGGAGUACUGCCCGAUCUACGAACGCGCUCCAUUGCGCACCACCUUAACGCGACAAUCCGGCACUUCCGUGUCAUCAUUACGGAUAUGGCACCCUCCCAGAAGACGCUUGAGAAAGCGUUGGCCGACGCUGUGCGUGCCGUCUUGAAUAGCGAAAAUGAACGCGACCAGCUGACAGUCAACUUUGUCCGGAAUCGUGUAGAGCAAGAGUUCGGAUUGGAGGAUAAAUUCUUCGCGCAAGGUGACUGGAAGGCGCGCAGCAAGGAUAUCAUCAAGCAGGCUGCCGAUGAGGCAACCGCCGAACCGGAGCCAUCGUCAGAGCCGAAGGAUGAGAUCACGGUCGAUACCAAGAAUGGUGUCAAGCGCCAGUCGACUGAAGAACCAAGUCCACCACCGAAGCGCGUGAAGAGGGUUACGGCGCCAAAACGUUCCAAGAAGCAGGAGUCCGAAUCAGAGCUCAGUCAGCUGGAUGAUUCUGAGGAAGAAAAGCCGAAGAAGACGAAGCGACUAAGUGACCUGGGUUCAUCAGAAGAAGAUACCAAGAAAAAGCAGAAGAAGCAGCCAAAGGCAAAGCAGCCCAAGAAAGCUGCACCGCGCGGCAAGUCUAAGAAAACCGUGAUUUCGGAUGAGGACGAAGCAAAGAUCAAACCAGAUGACUCCGCAGAUCGGAAGCGAAAGCUCCCUGCACCGAGCAAGAAACCAAUGGCAAAACGGGCGAAGAUUGAGUCCGACAAUGAUGAAGUCGAUGAGAAGAUGCCCAUUAAGGAUGAUUCUGAGGCAGAGGCCAAAGUCAAGACAUCAGCCAAUCCAGCGAAGGAGUCCACGAGUAAGCAGGAAGAUUCUGAUGAGGAAAAGAAAGUCGAUGUCGAAAACGAAAGCAAAGCCGCUGCCGUUGUUGAUGAUAGUUCUGAGCUGUCCUCUGUGAUCGACGAUGAGCCUCCUCCUCCAAAGAAGAGAGGCAAAGCCAAGGAAAGCAAGGGACCGGCCAAAGUGAAGGCAUCAUCGAGCAAACCAGCACCGAAAGAACUAGACGGCGACGAAGUCGAGAUCAAGAAACUACAAGGACAGCUGCUCAAGUGCGGAGUGCGGAAGAUAUGGGCGUUUGAGCUUAAGGAUUAUGGUAGUGAUAGCGGAGGCAAGAUCAAACAUCUCAAGAAAAUGCUUAAGGAGAUCGGCAUGGAUGGGCGCUUUUCCGAGGCCAAGGCGAAGGAGAUCAAAGAAAGGAGAGAACUGAUGGCCGACUUGGAAGCUGUGCAGGAGAUGAACAAGAAUUGGGGGGUUGGUGGACACAAUGGUCGAGCUUCCAGAAGCAAAGCUAAGGCUGCGCAGAGGGAGUCAUCGGAGGAAGUAGAGACCGAGGAAGAGGCAGUGGAUGCGAAACCUCGCGUUUCCAAGAGAAUGGCCGAUUUGGCUUUCCUUGGCGACGAGAGCGAGUCUGAGUAGCCCAAAUCUCUUGUUGGUCUCCACGACUUGCACCUCAUUAAUUAAUUGAGGUUCACAGAAUGAGGAGUGAUCCGAGCAUGUACAUCAAAUUGCAAGCGACAAAUGCUGUGCCUGGUUGUAUUUUGGGGGUGGGUCUAUCUGCUGGCAUUGAGUCUCUGGGCUAUGAGACUGAAGACGGCUACUGAACCCAUGAAUAACACUCCAUUAUAAAACUGCAACGUGUCAAUCCUUUGGGCUGGAAAGAUCUCAUUUGAUC